AUGUCAGCAGAAAAUUCCUCAUCAAAAGCCUCACUCUUCUUGGAUUCUCCUAGGAAAUGGAACCUAUGGUACACUGUGAUACUAGAUCUUGCUGAUGAGCUUCAAGUACUGGAUCUUAUUAGUGAGGAAAGUCCCCAUAGGAUGAGUGAAAUACCUGUACCUGUUCCCCCAGAGUUCCCUACUGAACACACCAUGGAAGCAAGAGUUAAAUGGGAGAUGGAGAACAGCAAGUAUAACAAUGAUAGGAAUCUUUAUAAAGAUAAACUAGCAGGGGCGGACCGCCAGUACGAGAUACGGAAGAAGUAUCAGAACUUGCAGAAGGUGCCUAAACAGAACCUAGAUCAGUGGUUAGAUGCUUGGACCUUGAUUGAAACAGAAAUCAAGCACUCUGGUAUAGAUGGCAACUUCGAUAUAUGGGAGGACUUCUUCCUUAUCAACAUGUCUAUCGAUAAUCCGUACGCUGCUACCCGAAAGAGAGAAGUUGAGAUAGGAGGUAAGGAGAACUUCUCCUUCGCAGAUGUGGUUAAUGACUUCCGUUCCGAAUAUCGCAAGAAGGGAUACAGCAAGCCAGGACCGCUUCUGUCCAACCUUGCUACCUUUAAUGGCAGGCAAGCAGGACAAUCAAGGUCCAGAACCUGCGUUUGUGGUUCGAAGCAUUCCUGGGUCAAAUGUUACUAUCUCAACCCAAGUCAGAGACCAGAAGGAUGGAAGGAGAACGAGCAACGACAAGAGCAAGUUUACACUGGAGAUUCGACAACAAGAGUUUUGGAAUAUGGAACUGUUUGGACCUACAUGACCAAUGCUGCAGGCAAGCAGUUCAGAGUAAUCCUUAGGAACGCUGCGUACAUUCCACUAUCUCACACCAACCUAAUCGCUUGGAAACCCUGUUAUCAUAUAGGAGGAAUCUAUCUCGAUGGCAGAACGUUUAGAUUGCGAAGGAUUAGCAAUGAUUCGAUCUUCGCUCGUAUAGAAGUGUACGGCGGAUUGCUGGUUACUGAAUAUCACAGAACUAGUGAGAACACCUUAGUGCUCGCUAAUAUUGCCCCACCUAGCAAUCCAGCAGAACCUGCGAGGAUAUCCCAAUCAGAACCUACUAAGAUAUCAAAAUCAUCAAAAUCAUCAACUACUCCUUCUUACACCGCGAAGAGCUCUACUGCUUCCUCCAAGAUUUGGCAUCAACGCCUAGGACAUCCCUCGAUGAGAGCAGUUGAACAUCUGCCAAUCGAUGCCAAAGGGGUUCAGAUAUCAGAUAUCAAAGAUAUUGCAAAGAACAUUGAUAUUGAAGACAAAGAACUCUGCGAACCUUGUCAUCUUGCUAAAGCAAAGAAUCAAAUAUCUCGCCGUCCCCAUAUACGAUCUAAACUACCCUUCGAACGACUCCAUGCAGAUAUUGUACAAGGACCUUCCUACUGCUACAACGGAGAACGAUGGCUCAUACAUUUUGACUGGGUAAUUGAACUGGGCCUAGAGAUCGAAUACUCUUCGGAAUAUAUCCAUGAACAGAACGGUGCUGCUGAACGAGCAGGUGCUAUCAUAACCACUAGAGCAAGGGCUCUUAGGAUAGAAUCCUUGUUGCCCCAAUCACUGUUCCCUGAGAUAGCAACCGCUGCCGUUUACUUGCUGAAUAGGACACCUACCAAGAUACUAGGAUGGAAAUCGCCACUCCGAGCGCUAGAAGAAUAUCUUCAUAUCAACCACCACUCUUGUGCUCACUUACGUGCCUACGGAUGUCGAGCGUACGCAAAGAUCCCCAAUGAGAUCCUCAAUCGAAAUCGAUCACAGAAGCUCGAUCCCAGAGCUCAUAUUGAAUAUCUUGUCGAGUUCUUGGAUAUCGAAGUUCAAGAACCAAGGGUUGGCAAUCCUCAACAAGAGAAUAAUCUAUGCUCAGAUAUUGAUAUCUUUCAUCCUGAUGAGAUACCACCGCGUACGGAGAGUGUUGAUAAAGAUAACGAAGAUAUCAAUGAGGCGCUGGAGGCGCAACUUAUGGCAGAUAUCUUACCUACACCGGAUCCUACCUCUGAAUCUGAUUCUAACGUUUCUAUCGAAUCUGACUUCUCUAUUGAUACUCACCCGAUAUUAUCAUCUAGCAAUCAAGCAUCUAGGGCGAAUGAGAUCAGUUCUGACUUCAAUGAAUCCAAUAUAAUCGAGGGUAAGAGAACGCGCAAAGCAACCCAUCAUAUAGCAGUAUCUAUUGCUAAAGAUAAUCCAAAUCGGAUGAUCAACGCUGCCUUUGCGGAACCCCUAUCUAGAUCAGAACCUCUCAAAAUUCAUCGAUCUCAGUUACCUGACCCACCUCAACAUUGGAAUGAUAUCAACAAGCACCCCUAUCGCGAUGAAUGGAUUAAUGCUGCCAAACGGGAAUGGGACUCUAUAACCCAGCAAAAUACCUAUGAAAUAGUUAACAGACCUUCGAAAGAUACCUCAGUGAUUCCAUUACAUUGGGUGUUUACCUACAAGUUUGAUGAUGAUGGUUAUCUUGUCAAGUUCAAAGCUCGUAUCUGCGUCCGAGGUGAUUUACAACCAGUAUCUGAUCUAGAUACCAAAGCUCACACCCUAGCUGCGAGAACCUUCCGUAUCUUGCUUGCUAUUAUCAACGCCUUUGACCUUGAUGCUGAGCAAUUGAAUGGUGUCAACGCCUUUGUGAACAGCUCACUUGAUGAGCUAGUCUACGUUGAACUACCAGAUGAUGGGAAACCUUGA
Messenger RNA from Histoplasma mississippiense, 2700 nucleotides. RefSeq lists its product with no specific name. The record is from RefSeq and is a predicted model, not a curated record. Bases 1 to 2700 code for a protein of 899 amino acids. Gene Ontology annotation, molecular function: nucleic acid binding. NCBI's taxonomy places the organism in Eukaryota, Fungi, Ascomycota, Eurotiomycetes, Onygenales, Ajellomycetaceae. The transcript has 6 exons.